AGUGAUGAGUCCUGUGGUAAGAAGUUGUUGUGCACAGCCUGGGACAUUCGGGAAGACAGCCAGACAAGCGAGACCACAUUGAAGCAGCCUGGAGAUGAGGAGGUGGUAACCAAGGCCAGUCUGCACCAUACAGGCUCUCCGGUGAGAAUGUCGAAAGGGAAAAAUGCAGCUACUUGUUCGCAUGGGAACAACAACGACUAUGAGCUGUCCUUGGAUCUCAAGAACAAACAGAUUGAAAUGUUGGAGCACAAGUAUGGUGGUCACCUAGUUUCCCGAAGAGCUGCAUGCACUAUCCAGACUGCUUUCCGUCAGUAUCAGCUCAGUAAGAACUUUGAAAAGAUCCGAGACUCACUCCUCCAAAGCCGACUGCCCAGGCGUAUCUCCCUGCGAAAGGUGCGAGUGCACAACCCUGAUAACUUUGCCUCUGCUGAAAAGGCUCUUCUUGAGAGCUACAACCUGAUGGGCAUUCCCUUGGUAAGGUCUCCUUCACUUCCAGCCACUAUCAGUGGGGCAUUGACUGAAUUGGAAGACUCCUUCACUGAGCAGGUACAAUCUUUGGCCAAAUCUAUUGAUGAUGCUCUUAGCACGUGGAGUUUGAAGACCAUGUGUGCCUUCCCAGAAGCUGGCUCUUAUCAGAUCCGAGAGACUUUCAUGCAGCAAAAUCCAGAACUAGAACCUCCAAAUCUGGAAGAAGGAGAAAAUGAGGAAGGGCAGUUAGGGACAUUGCCGAAGAGCAGCAGCACGUUGAUGAUGGCUUUCAGAGAUGUAACUGUUCAAAUAGACAAUAACAAUAUCUCAGUCUCAUCAUCGACUUCUUUGUCUAUGUCCAACUGUCUUGCAGGGGCUCAAAAUACAAAACCAGAAGAAGAUCGGGGUGGUGGGGAAAGAAUUCCAGAGCCUCCUUCUCAGGAGGUACCAGCAAAUGAGUCUCAGCUUGUUCAGAACUCCUUCCCGGAGGUCAAUGGAGAAGGAGUGGGUAAGGAACUAGUUGGGCCUGUGCAGGCUGAAACAGAACCAGCUGACCUGUCAGAACAGCUGAGCAGCAGUAGCACGUCUACCUCAGCAAAGUCUGUGUCAGAGGUCUCUUCUAAGGAGGCCUUGCAAGCCAUGAUCCUCAGCCUUCCUAGGUACUAUUGCGAGAAUCCAGCCAGCUGUCGCUCUCCGACCUUGUCAACGGACACCAUGAGGAAAAGACUCUACCGCAUUGGACUCAACCUCUUUAACAUUAAUCCUGACAAGGGCAUUCAGUUCUUGAUCUCCCGCGGUUUUAUUCCAGACACCCCUAUUGGGGUGGCACAUUUUCUGCUUCAGAGGAAGGGUCUUAGCCGGCAAAUGAUUGGAGAGUUCCUGGGGAACAGCAAGAAGGUCUUCAACCGUGAUGUCCUUGACUGUGUCGUGGACGAGAUGGAUUUCUCCAACAUGGAGCUGGAUGAGGCUCUACGGAAGUUUCAAGCACACAUUCGCGUUCAGGGUGAGGCACAGAAAGUGGAGCGUCUUAUAGAAGCCUUCAGCCAGAGAUACUGUAUGUGUAACCCGGAAAUUGUACAGCAGUUCCAUAAUCCCGACACCAUCUUCAUUCUGGCCUUUGCUGUUAUCCUGCUCAACACGGACAUGUAUAGCCCUAGCAUCAAACCUGACCGCAAGAUGAUGCUGGAGGACUUCAUCCGUAACCUACGAGGGGUGGACGAUGGAGCAGACAUUCCUCGAGAUAUGGUCGUGGGAAUAUACGAACGGAUCCAACAGAAAGAACUGAAAUCAAAUGAAGAUCAUGUGACUUACGUGACAAAGGUGGAAAAAUCCAUCGUAGGCAUGAAAAGUGUCCUUUCUGUCCCUCACCGGCGUCUAGUUUGCUGUAGUCGUCUCUUCGAGGUGACUGAUGUGAACAAACUGCAGAAACAAGCAGCACAUCAGAGGGAGGUCUUUCUCUUCAAUGACCUUUUGCUGAUCUUGAAGCUGUGUCCCAAGAAGAAGACCUCUUCAACCUACACGUUUUGCCGAGCUGUACCUCUCCUGGGAAUGCAGUUUCAUCUCUUUGAGAAUGAAUAUUACCCUCAUGGGAUCACCUUGGUUAGUCCUCUUUCAGGAUCCGAGAAGAAGUUAGUUCUGCAUUUUUGCGCUCUCGGCUCGGAGGAACUGCAAAAAUUUCUAGAGGAUCUGAAGGAAUCUAUUUGUGAAGUAACAGAGAUGGAACAGAUACGCAUUGAGUGGGAGUUAGAGAAGCAGCACGGGGUAAAGACCACACCUGCCAAAUCAAACGGAUCCCAGCUGGACUUUCAGCCUAAGCAGGAGUCCCCCAUCGGUAAGCACGAGUCACCUGAGAAGGACACAGGAGGCGUGGUGGAGGCUUCAGACGUCCCAGCACAGCGGCCCCCAGGGGCCAGAGAAUGGAGCUCCGGGCAGCACGGCUCCUAA
Molecule: messenger RNA, 2412 nt
Organism: Staurois parvus
Lineage: Eukaryota; Metazoa; Chordata; Amphibia; Anura; Ranidae
Source: the annotation of a GenBank genome assembly